Mercenaria mercenaria is the source of this 9125-nucleotide messenger RNA. RefSeq lists its product as uncharacterized. Bases 149 to 2881 code for a protein of 910 amino acids. The record is from RefSeq and is a predicted model, not a curated record. Gene Ontology annotation, molecular function: zinc ion binding. NCBI's taxonomy places the organism in Eukaryota, Metazoa, Mollusca, Bivalvia, Venerida, Veneridae. The transcript is spliced from 5 exons.
UUUUCGGAUUGUCAAGUAUUCGGAUAUAUUCCCUAUAAUCGAGUCGGAGACUUCACCUGAUUUAGAGAUAUUUUCCCGAUCUAACCACUAUUUCUCGUUCGAAAGACAAAGCGUCUUUUGAUCAAAAGGAAGGAUUUAUUAUAUCAGUAUGGAAAGCAGAAGGUUAAGUGAUGCAGAUCUUCUAAAUAUUUUGGAAAAUGACCUGCAGACUACCGUGGCAAACACUUCUUAUGAGAACCAGUCAAAUGAAAGUGACCAUGCAAACCAGUCUGUUAUAACAACCAAUGAAAAUGGAGAGAACAUAAAUCAAAGUCACAACAUUAAUGAAAAGUUUGAAGUAGAUAAAAGUAAAGCAGACAUAAGAAUGGAGAAACUUGAGAUGUCUGAAACUGCUGAUGACUUUAACGAGAAUGCCAUGGCACAUAUUAGCUUGAAUGUCAAUGAAGCAGAACUUGAUAUCUUGAAUGAUUCAAGUACAGAGGACGAGGAAGAAUUAAACAAUGAAACUGAAAAAAUGGAUGAUGAUGUGGCAUCCAAUAUAAAAGAAAGUAGUAAGAAACCAAUGUCACCAUUGCACUGUGCCAUAUGCAGCAAUUAUUUUGAUUGUCCCAAACUUCUGGAUUGUUUCCAUACAUUUUGCAAACCUUGCUUGAUGAAGCAGGUAAAGAGUAAUCAUAAAUUUAUAUUCUGUCAGAUAUGUAGAUAUAGAACUAAUAUUCCAAAAGGCGGUGUUGCAAAGUUAAUGGAUAAUGUGGUUGCAGCUGGUCUUAUUGCAGCCAAAUCUGAGAAGCAACAGUUAUCUGAGUGUAUGAUUUGCAAGUUGCACAAUGAGGUUAAAGCCAGUGCCGGUCAGUGUAUUGAUUGUGGCGACACGAUGUGUGAGGAUUGCUGCGAGAAACAUACUUUUUCUCGUCUGACUGCAAAUCAUAAAGUUGUACCACUGGCAGAACUGAAAAGCGAGGAUUAUUUGAAACUACAGCAAAAGACAAAGGUGAUAAAAUGCAAGCAACAUUCAUACGAAGCCGCAGAAUUUUUGUGUAGUGAUUGUUGUGUACCAGUUUGCAGAGAUUGCACAAUGUCGGGUCAUAGGUUACACAAAUGUCAAUUUCUGAAUGAAGCCAUUGCAGGGAAAAAGGAACAUAUUCAAAAGGAACUUGAAGCUUUAAAGCAAGAAUGUGCUUUGAAACUAGUUGAUGACACUGAAGAAUCUGAAAUUUUGAUUUCAGAACAUGAGCAGAAGGAGUUCAAAAAAUUAAAAGAUACAAAAGAUGCAAUGAUUUCAAUCAUUGAGCAAAAGUAUGAUAAAUGUGCUGAAAAACUGCAACAGGAAUUUGAUAUCAAACGAAGAAAGUAUUGUAAACAUAAAGCAACAUUUAUUCGAGCAAUGCAUAAAGAUGUAGGUAUUCUUGCAGAAAAUGUUGACUUUAUGUUAAAAGAGGGUGGUGAAGUUGAAAAUACUAUAUUGGAGACAUUCAUAAUCUCUGCAUUGGAACAGAAAAAAGUUAAAUUGACAAAAUUACGUCCAAAACUGACAAGACACAACAACUUCCCGAAAGCUCAUGUAUAUAGGGAGCAUAUCAAGGUUUUAGAAGGAUUGACCUUCUUUUCUACAGAUCUGCUUGUUAGAGAUCAGAAUCUCAAAGAUCAAGCAGAAAAGAUAGCCCGUAGUGCUAUGCAUGUUGAGAAUGCUGAAGUGAGAAUGAAGAUAGGUCGUAACUUUCAGAUGGAAUUUAAUGAUGCUCCAAGUCCUACACAAGCUCAGUCAGUGAUGCCAACGAUGAUGUCAGAUGUAAGAACUCAGAUGGCUGCUAACUUUCAAACUGGAAUGAACUUUGUACCACAGUCCAGAACUGACAUGCAGCCCCCUUCAAUAUUGUCUAUGAAUUUGUCAAAUUUAAGGGCGCCAGUCGGAAGGGGUAGGGGAACUUCUUACCAGAGUGGUUCAGACACUAAGUCGUCACUACUAGGAGAAUAUACAGGUCAAAAUAUGUUUGCAUUGCAAGAUGCUUUAAGCGAUAAAUCUUCACAGUGUAGUGACAGGUCACGAAACAGAAGGUAUCGGCCAAAGUUAAAGGAACAAACUGGUAUGCCAAGGGGCCAAAGAUUUAGAUUAAAUUUAAGUACAUCACUUAAUGUCAAGGUAAUAAUGGACCAGAAAAUUCCAGAUAUUGUAGAUCUUGUAUUCAUGUCACAUCAGAAUUUUGCUGUGGCUGAUGCCAGAAAUCAUCGACUGAAGUUAUUCAGCUUCUGUGGAAAGUUUAUUAAGUACAUUGAUGAUCCAGGUCCCAUGUCUGUCACCUUCUGUGCAAACCAUCUAAUAUGGAGCAGCCAGUUUUCAUCCAUCAAGCUGUAUGAUGUUCAGUGUCAGAAGAUAGUGAGGAUAGAAAGAGUGCCUCAGACAGCAGCGCAUCCCCUUACUGCUUUCAGCAGUGUCAAAUACCUUGUAGGAAACAAAGUUCAGUCCAAGGUGGAGGCAUGCACCAUUGAUGGUUCUCAUGCUCACGUGAUACAGCCGAAGGACAGGAAUGGAUUACCACUACCUGGCAUCACACAUAUUGCAGCUAGAAGUUUAGAUCAGUUGGUCAGUGUUGAUGGGCAGUUGAAGAAAGUUGUUGUGAAUGAUUUUGAUGGGAAUUUCGUUGGGGAGUAUAGCCAUGGUGAGUUUGAGCCCGGAGGAGCAUGCAUUACUGAGCAUGAUAAUAUCUUUGUGACGGACAGAAAGAGGAACAAAUUGAUCUUGCUGAAUGCAAAGGCAGAGUACAUCAAGGACUGGAAUACACUGAUUGAUUCUCCAUCAUGUGUGGCAUCCAAUGGCAACGGGAAUAUCAUUGUUGGCGGAAAUGGCAAAACUGUUAGUUUGUAUCAGUAUACAUAUGAGUAAUAUAUGAAUACUGCUGAUUUGUUUGUAUGAUAUCAUGGGGUAUUAUAUACUUUUUGCAGUAUUAAGAGUGUGUAUUGUGUAGAAAGGUUGUGUUGUAUAAACAGCUAGAAUUGAAAAUUUAAACACAUGGAAUAUGCAUUGAAAAAGAAGACAUAGACAUAGGAUUUUACCGUGUUGAUUAGACCUUAAAUAUAUGUUGUAUAUGCAGUCAUGAACCAAGAUUUUCAUACCUUGUGUUGUAUAUAGACAACUUUGGGAGAGUAUGGGAUAUUUGUUUAACUGUAUACAUAAUCAUAGAAAAGAAUUCUUGUGUGUUUUGAUUUGAGGAUAAAAUGUUUUAGGGUCAAGUGUUGUAUACCUGUGUUCAAUGAGGCAGUCUUACCAUAUACAUCUUUGAGUUGCAUUUGCCUUAAGGUAGAGCAAGGUAGGGAUUGUUGUACUAUGAGCUUAGGCUUGUCUCAUAUUGUACAUUCAUCACAAGAUUGUCAUAUACAUUGUAUUAUUGUAUAGUUCAUGUAAGGUUUGUUAUGUUAUAAGAUUUUCUCAGAUUGUACAGCAGUAACAAGAUAAUAACACAUUAUUGUUCACAGUUGAGUCUCUCAUUGUGUAUAAGAAUUUUUGUGUUAGAACAAGAUUGCCUAAUAUUGUACAGUAAUGACAAGGUAGUUGCAAACUAUUGUUUUUCCCUUAUAUGAAACUCAAAGCAUUAUUUUGUUGUAAUUAAAUUGUUUUGUUUUGACAAAACAAGAGAGACACAUGGUGAAUUUUCUCUCGUAGGAAAGAAUUUAGUUUAGGAGUAAGUGUCCUAUUUUUUUGUCAUAACAAGAUAGACACAUAGUGUAGCUUUCCUUAUAUGAAUGAAUUAUUAUUUUAGAAGAAGAAUGUGUCAUUUUCUUUUGUCAUAACAAGAUAGACACAUUAAGUAGCUCCCCUCAUAGGUAGGAACUAUUAUUUUAGAAGGAGAAUGUGUCAUUUUGUUUUGUCAUAACAAGAUAGACACAUUAAGUAGCUUCCCUCAUAGGUAGAACUAUUAUUUAAGAAGGAGAAUGUGUCAUUUUGUUUUGUCAUAACAAGAUAGACACAUUAAGUAGCUUCCCUCAUAGGUAGGAACUAUUAUUUUAGAAAGAGAAUGUGUCAUUUUGUUUUGUCAUAACAAGAUAGUCAUAUAAAGUACCUUCCCUCAUAGGUAGGAACUAUUAUUUUAGAAGGAGAAUGUGUCAUUUCGUUUUGUCAUUACAAGAUAGACACAUUAAGUAGCUUCCCUCAUAGGUAGGAACUAUUAUUUUAGAAGGAGUAUGUGUCCUAUUGUUUUGUCAUAACAAGAUAGAAACAUAGUGUAGCUUCCAAUAUAGUGAAGAAUUAUUAUUGUAGAAGGAGAAUGUGUCAUUUUGUUUUGUCAUAACAAGAUAGGCACAUUAAGCAGCUUCCCUCAUAGGUAGGAACUAUUUUUUAGAAGGAGAAUGUGUCAUUUCGUUUUGUCAUAACAAGAUGGACGCAUUAAGUAGUUUCCCUCAUAGGUAGGAACUAUUAUUUUAGAAGGAGUAUGUGUCCUAUUGUUUUGUCAUAAUAAGAUAGAAACAUAGUUUAGCUUCCAACAUAGUGAAGAAUUAUUUUUUUAGAAGGAGAAUGUGUCAUUUUGUUUUGUCAUUACAAGAUAGGCACAUAGUGUAGCUUUUCUCAUAGGAAGGAACUAUUAUUUUAUAAUGAGAUUGAUCGUAUUGAUUUUUCAUAGCAAGAUAGACAUAUGUUGCAGUUUCUCUCUAAGGAGAGCAUUGUUGUAAGGAGAUUGCAACCUGUUAUUAUUACCAACAAGAUAUGCACAUGUUGUAUUGUAUUUCCUAUCAAAGUAUUUUAACCUGUGAAAAGGUCCACUUUUUGGCUCUCACAGGCAUUACAUUUACAUACAGGUUUGAAUGCUGUCACAUGGAACAACUGUUUGAUAACGUAGACAUCUUUAUAGAGAGAGCAACCUUGUGUUUUUUACUGUAGAACUUCAUUCCCUUGAUCUCAACAUGACAAACAAAAUUUGUUCGAGUUAUCAGUAGUUCAUGUCACUGAACAAUGUACAUUAUAAAGAUAUUUUCCUCGGACCUGAUGAUGAGUUUAUGCAAAGGUUGGUUCACUAAUUACCCAAGUUUGAGGGAACAAAGUUUGAUUGUAUAUAAAUUGGAGAAAUUUGACAAAGUUGUUACAUUAACUUCAGGUAGUUUAUAGGUACAGGGUUUGGUACAUCAGUUCAGAGGUGUAAACUACAGGUAGUUUAUAGGUACAGGGUUUGGUACAUCAGUACAGUGAGGUGUAAACUACAGGUAGUUUAUAGGUACAGGGUUUGGUACAUCAGUACAGUGAGGUGUAAACUACAGGUAGUUUAUAGGUACAGGGUUUGGUACAUCAGUACAGUGAGGUGUAAACUACAGGUAGUUUAUAGGUACAGGGUUUGGUACAUGAACUACUGAGGUGUCAGAAAAAGUCAGAAUUUCUGAUGUAUUUGAUGCAUUCAAUAAGGAACUGGUAUUUCUGGUCAAUAUCUUUGAUCCUUAUGAUAAUAUUAUGAUAUUCAUAUUGUCAUCACUUAAAACAAAAAAAUACAACAUACAAAAGUCAUGUGAUGAAAUACAUGAACCUAGUAUUAUUAACCUUGAUAUAAGAUCAUUCCACUAAAAACUGAAUUGUGAUAUUUCAUCUUUAUACUUACUCUUGUGACAGUUAUUCGAUAUUUAAUUGUUUUUUAUUAUGUUAAACUAUAUAUAUAUAUAUAUAUAUGUGGGUUUAAAAUUGCCUCCAGAUCUAACAUCUCAUCAAAAAAUUUAGAUGUUGUUAUUAUUCUUUCUAACUCGCUGAAAGACUUGAUUCUGUCAAAUGUAUUUUAGAUUAUUUUGCUUAAUGUAUGAUGUAAGGUUUGUAUUUUUUGGAAAACAAAUAAUUUUUAUCAUGUUUAAUUCCCUUUAAUCAGUUUUAAAUUGAUUUAUUUGUUUCAACCCAAUAUACCUGUUACUUUUGAUGAACAGGGAGUACAAGAUCAGUUACUUACUUACUUGCUGGUUUCAUUUUAACUUCUUUUCCCAGUUGGUGACAUGCAAAUUAAAAACAUUUGUGACUAUUCAGUAACAUUAUGAUCUCUGAAAGUACGACUAACAACUACUCACGAAUUGUUAAUAUCUCGGAUAUGUCUGUAUUCUAUCAAAUUGUAAAAUAAAAGAGAUGUGGGCAGUACCUGCAUGAAGUGGUCAUAAAUAUAUUCUUUGAAAUUUUAUGUGCAAUAAUCUUUUUUGAGUUCUUGAAUUAAGUCUCUUUCCACUAAGCCAUAUUACAACUACAUCUGUAACUUGUUUACUCAGCUUGUACAGUUUCUAUCUAGUUCAAACAAAACUUGAUAUUCUUCAUCAAUAUGAAGUGGACAUGCACAUUUAUGGAGGCUUUUAUGUUGGAUUAUUGUUAUGCCCCCCUUUGAAGGAGGGGUAUAUUGUUUUGCAGAUGCCGUCCUGUGGGUAGGUCAGUCCGUCCGUCGGUAUGUAGACCAAUUGGUUUCCGGAUGGUAACUCAAGAACGCUUAGGCCUAGGAUCAUGAAAAUAGAUACGGAGGUUGGCCAUAACCAGCAGAUGACCCCUAACGAUUUUGAGAUCAGUAAGUCAAAUGUCAAGGUCACAGUGACCUGUAGUAGUUGAAUGGUUUCUGGAUGAUAACAAGAAAGCUUGUGCCUAGUAUAAUGAAAGUUGAUUUUGAGGUUGGUCAUGACAAGUAGAUGACCCCUAUUGAUUUUUAGAUCAGUAGGUCAAAGGUCAAGGUCACAGUGACCCGGAACAUUUGAACAGUUUCCAGAUGAUAACUCAAGAAUGCUUAGGCCUAGGAUCAUGGAAGUUGAUAGGGAGGUUGGUCAUAAGCAAGAGAUGACUGCUAUAGAUUUGAGGUCAGUAUGUCAAAUGUCAGGGUCACAGUGACCUGGAACAGUUAAAAGUUUUCCGGAUGAUAACUGAAGAAUGCUUGGGCCUAGGAUCAUUAAAGUUGAUAGGGAGGUUGUUCAUAACCAGCAGAUGACCCCUAUUGAUUUUGAGGUCAGUAGGCCAAAGGUCAAGGUCACAGUGAUCCAGAAAAGUUAAACUGUUCCAUAUGCUUGGGCAUAGGAUCAGGAAACUUGAUAGAGAUAUUGAUGUGAUCAGCAGAUGAUCCUUAUUGAUUUUGAGAUUAGUAGGUCAAAGGUCAAGGUCACAGUGACCCGGAUCAGUUAAACGUUUUCCAGAUGAUUUCUCAAUAAAGCUUGGGUCUAAGAUCUCGAGACUUGAUAGGGAGUUUUUUUGUAACCAGCAGAUGACCCUUAUUGAUUUUGAGGUCAGUAGGUCAAAGGUCAAGGUCACAGUGACCCGGAAGAAUUAAACUGUUUCCAUAUGAUAACUCGAGAACGCUAUGGCCUAGGAUCACGAAAUUUGAUCGGAAAGUCCAUCAUGGUCAGCAGAUGACCCCUAUUGAUUUUGAGAUCAGUAGGUCAAAGGUCAAAGUCACAGUGACCCAGAACAGUUAAAUGGUUUUGCGGAAGAUAUCUCCAAGACGGCUAGGGCCUAGGAUCUCGAAACUUAUUAGGGAUGUUGAUCAUGACCAGAAGAUGACCCCUAUUGAUUCAGAGGUAAAUAGGUCAAAGGUCAAGGUCACAUUAACCUAGACAGUAGAACUUUUGUGUACAGUAACCAAAUAAUUUCUGUUUCUUGUGCAUUUACUGAAUGCAUCAAGUGUGUGUGGGGGUGGGGGUGGGGUGCAUUUCGUGUUCUGCGAGCUCUUGUUAUUUUUAGGUCACCUAUAUACACAGUGCUGAUGAUGGGACUUUAGGAUCUUGAAUUUCCAUCAUCUUUCGUUCAACAUCCACUAUUUAAAGAACAUCACAGUCUAAAUCGUCUAGCCAGUCGCAACCAACCUUUACAACCACAUUUCACAGGAAUGUUCCUUUGGUGGUCACCUUUUAGAUUCCUUUUAAAUCUAGGUCAUCCUUGCAGAAUUCUGAUUGCCAUGGCCGUCAAAAGAAAAAGAUUUACUCGUAAACUUCUGAUCCAGUUAAGAAAAUAGAUGGCCUUUAUAUAUAUAUAAGGAGAUAGGGUUAUUUUCCAUUUAGCGUUUUAUAGAAAGGGUUUGAAAAAUCUUGUUCUUUUCUCAGACCGCUGGCUCAGUUGUAAAAAAAUUUUGAACAGAUUUUUUUAUGGGUGGAUCUCUAUAAUAAAAUUCCAUCAAGCUCCCACCACCAUUGACCCCACCUCCCACCCUACCCUCAUAAUUUGUUUUUACUUAUUUCUUGGGCUUCCUGGUCUUGUCUUUUAAUAUCACGUCCUCGUGCCCACUGCCUAGAUUACCCCACUCACACUUGACACACCCCACUCUUCCUUCUCCACCCGAACACACAAUAAAUAGAAUUAAAAGAAAAUAUUUCUUGGUAUUAUGUGUAUUUUUUUUAUCCUUUUUCUUUAAAGAAUGUCUCACCUUAAACCAAUGUAAUAUAACAGAAUUAAUUCAGGUGUUCAAAUGUCUGGACCUUUUUUCUAUGUUUAAAGGAUAUGUUAUGAUAAGCCAUCACUUCAGUUUUUAAAAUAUGCAAAAAAGUAUAUUUACAGUGGUUUUACUUUACACUUAUUUAACAGUAAAGUUGGACUAGAAGUGUUUUUUAGGACCUAUAUUGCAUGAGAGCAUAGCCCGAGUGUCAGUAGAGAUUUAGGACCUAUGUUUCAUGAGAGCAUAGCCCGAGUGUCAGUAGAGAUUUAGGACCUAUGUUGCAUGAGGGCAUAGCCCGAGUGUCAGUAGAGAUUUAGGACUGCUAAAAGCCAAGUAAGGAACAUCAUUGACAUUUAAUGAGUUAUUUAUUAUAUACCUCAACAUAAUAAUAAUUAUUCGAUUGCUAGAAUCAGUAAACCGUAAAGAAAUGUUAACAUUGUUUUACCAACUUCACAGGAUGAAGUGAUGUAAAAAUUACUUCACUCAUUCAUGGCAGGUCAGUAACCGGUUAUGAUGCCCUCUUCCAGUUAUUUGUUUAAUGCAGAUUUGUUACAUUUAAAGAAAAGUAUAUAAUAAUGUAGCAUACACCUGAAAAUGACCAUUUGUCAAUAGAAAGAAGUCAUAAUUAGAAAAAAAAUAAACUGUUCAUGAUUAAUGUCUGAUUAUUCUGUUACAAUUGUAUUGAAAUUAUCAGAAAUAAUGCAUAUCAGUUAUGUCCCAGAAAUUAUAAUGAUGCUUGAUCUGUUUUCAAAUAAAGUUCUGUUUCAAGUUGAA